Messenger RNA from Medicago truncatula (barrel medic), 1472 nucleotides. Its product is annotated as aspartic proteinase Asp1. Lineage: Eukaryota; Viridiplantae; Streptophyta; Magnoliopsida; Fabales; Fabaceae. The transcript is spliced from 8 exons. Gene Ontology annotation, biological process: proteolysis. Bases 53 to 1312 code for a protein of 419 amino acids. The record is from RefSeq and is a predicted model, not a curated record. Gene Ontology annotation, molecular function: aspartic-type endopeptidase activity.
UGUGUUUUUCCACAUUACACGAUUUCAUUUGAUUUCUAAAAACAUUGUGAAGAUGGAUAUGAAGGGAAAUAUUCCACUAGCUACACUCCUCCUUUUGCUACUUAUUUCUAUAAUUUCCCCAUCACAUUCCUUAUCAUCCUUGGAUGCCAAUUCCACAGAAUUAUCAUCAUUUUAUAACCUUCUUUCUUCUACUGUUCUUCCGCUUAAAGAAAGGUCACUUGGGGAUUACACGGUGUCCUUCAAAUUUGGCAACAAUCCCGUACAGUCCUUUAACCUUGAUAUUGACACGGGUAGUGAACUCACUUGGGUUCAGUGUGAUUAUCAAUGCCAAGGUUGCACUAUGCCUAAGGAUAAACUUUAUAAACCUGACAAAAACAAAUUUGUGAAAUAUGGGACGCCCUUGUGUGAUGCAGUCCAGAAAAAAAAUAAAAAUGAGUCAGUGCUAUGUGAGUUUCAAGAAGAAUAUGUAGACAAUCUUCACGUUGAGGGAUACCUAAUAGAAGACAGUAUUCCCAUUGAAAGCUCUGAUGCCGCUUUACGGUCCACUGCACUGGCAUUCGGGUGUACAAAUAAAUUGAAGGAUACUGAUGAAAAACAACAGAUCCCAUUCCCAGAAGGGAUCCUUGGGCUUGGGUAUGGUAAGGCCAGCAUAUUGUCCCAGCUUAAAUCUCAAGGUUUGAUUCAAAAUGUGGUAGGUCAUUGCAUAAAAAAGAGAGGAGGGUACUUAUUCUUUGGAGAUAAAUUCAUUCCCAAACCUCUUACGCAGAUUAGUUGGACACCUAUCAUAAUUCCCUCAAAACAUAAGGUUGAGGAAGGACACUAUUAUGCAGGACAAGCGGAUCUGCUUUACAAUGGAAUUCAUACUCCUAUUAGGGUUCUUAGCCUUUUGUUUGAUAGUGGAACCACCCUUUCAUACCUCAAUUCUAAAGACUAUAAAGUUCUUCUCGAUCUUAUAAACACAGAAUUGAAUAAUAAAGGAACGUUUAAAAAAGCUGAGGAAGACGAUCUAAUUUGUUGGACGGGUAAGAUAUUUCAGUCUAUAGACCAAGUGAGCAAAGAUUAUUUGAAGCCUAUAAUAUUGAGCAUCACAAACAACAAUGUGAAGUUUGAAUUACAAGUUGAACAUUAUAUAACCCUCUCGAGAAAAGGAAAUAUAUGCUUGCUAUUCGAAGAUAGCAAGGAAAAUGACUUUGAUGAUGAUAAUGUGAUAGGAGCUCUCUCUAUGAGAGAUAAGAUAAUGAUUUUUGACAACGAGAAAAAGCAGAUUGGAUGGGUUCCAGACGAUUGUACUAAACUUCCCCCACAUCGUUGAUCGAUUGAGGCUUAAGAGGGAGGAUAUGGAUAAUGGCAAGAUUGAAUAAAAUAGAUACACUUCUUGUAUUUUACUAGCCUUAAAUAAAUUGCAUUCCUCCUCAAAAGAAUUAACAUUAUAAUAUAUGAUAAUAGAAUUUCAAUAAAUAUUUUAUUGUUGA